This is a messenger RNA of Mustela lutreola (European mink), 376 nucleotides long. Its product is annotated as histone H4. The transcript has a single exon. Lineage: Eukaryota; Metazoa; Chordata; Mammalia; Carnivora; Mustelidae. Gene Ontology annotation, cellular component: nucleosome. Gene Ontology annotation, biological process: nucleosome assembly. Gene Ontology annotation, molecular function: structural constituent of chromatin; DNA binding; protein heterodimerization activity. The record is from RefSeq and is a predicted model, not a curated record. Bases 24 to 335 code for a protein of 103 amino acids.
CGCUGUGCUGUUGUCUCUCAGCCAUGUCUGGUCGCGGCAAGGGCGGGAAGGGCCUGGGCAAGGGAGGCGCCAAGCGCCACCGCAAGGUGCUGCGCGACAACAUCCAGGGCAUCACCAAGCCCGCCAUCCGGCGGCUGGCCCGGCGCGGCGGCGUCAAGCGCAUCUCCGGCCUCAUCUACGAGGAGACCCGCGGGGUGCUCAAGGUGUUCCUGGAGAACGUGAUCCGCGACGCCGUCACCUACACGGAGCACGCCAAGCGCAAGACGGUCACGGCCAUGGACGUGGUCUACGCGCUCAAGCGCCAGGGCCGCACCCUCUACGGCUUCGGGGGCUGAGCCUCUGCCCUCGGGUUUGGUUUCUGUGAAAAUCCUAAAGG